AAAUGAAAUACGGCAACGUCACGCACAGCGGACCACAGAGUACUUUUUGCAGCGGAGCGGACUCAUGAAUCGGAAAGAGUGAUUUACACAUUCGGCGUUACAAAUAAUUUAUUAAAUUUAAGAAAUUUAACUAUAUUUAGUGAAUAAAAUGGCAGAUAACAAAAGCCCUGAUGAUCUUUCCACUGCGAUCCUGCGUCGCAAGGACAGGCCCAACCGUCUGAUCGUCGAGGAGGCUGUGAGCGAUGACAACUCGGUGGUCGCUUUAUCACAGGCCAAAAUGGAGCAGUUGCAACUAUUCCGCGGGGACACGGUGCUGCUCAAGGGCAAGCGGCGCAAGGAGACGGUGUGCAUCGUGCUGUCGGACGAGCACUGCCCCGACGAGAAGAUCCGCAUGAACCGCGUGGUGCGGAACAACCUACGCGUGCGCCUCAGCGACGUGGUCUCCAUCGCGCCGUGCCCCUCCGUCAAGUACGGCAAGAGGGUGCACAUACUGCCCAUUGACGACUCGGUGGAAGGCUUGACUGGAAAUCUAUUUGAAGUGUACCUGAAACCGUACUUCAUGGAGGCGUACCGGCCCAUACACCGUGACGACACGUUCAUGGUGCGCGGCGGUAUGAGAGCUGUGGAGUUUAAGGUGGUGGAGACGGACCCCGCACCAUACUGUAUCGUGGCCCCGGAUACUGUUAUACACUGUGAAGGAGACCCCAUCAAACGUGAGGAAGAAGAGGAGGCCCUGAACGCGGUGGGCUACGACGACAUCGGCGGCUGCCGCAAGCAGCUGGCGCAGAUCAAGGAGAUGGUGGAGCUGCCGCUGCGGCACCCCUCGCUGUUCAAGGCCAUCGGAGUGAAGCCCCCGCGGGGCAUCCUCAUGUACGGGCCUCCGGGCACAGGCAAGACCCUCAUCGCGCGCGCCGUGGCUAACGAGACCGGUGCAUUCUUCUUCCUGAUCAACGGUCCGGAGAUCAUGUCGAAGUUGGCCGGCGAGUCUGAGUCCAACCUGCGCAAGGCGUUCGAGGAGGCGGACAAGAACUCGCCCGCGAUCAUCUUCAUCGACGAGCUCGACGCCAUCGCGCCCAAGCGAGAGAAGACCCACGGCGAGGUCGAGCGCCGCAUCGUGUCACAGCUGCUCACGCUUAUGGACGGUAUGAAGAAAUCGUCCCACGUGAUAGUAAUGGCGGCCACCAACCGGCCGAACUCGAUCGACGCGGCGCUGCGUCGCUUCGGUCGCUUCGACCGCGAGAUCGACAUCGGCAUACCCGACGCCACCGGCCGACUCGAGAUACUGCGCAUCCAUACCAAGAACAUGAAGCUGGGAGACGACGUUGAUUUGGAGCAGAUCGCAGCGGAGUCCCACGGCCAUGUAGGCGCUGACCUGGCGUCCCUUUGCUCCGAGGCGGCGCUGCAGCAGAUCCGUGAGAAGAUGGACCUCAUCGACCUGGAAGACGACCAGAUCGACGCGGAGGUGCUCAACUCGCUCGCCGUCUCCAUGGACAACUUCCGCUACGCGAUGACCAAGUCGUCGCCGUCGGCGCUGCGCGAGACGGUGGUGGAGGUGCCGAACGUGACGUGGACGGACAUCGGCGGGCUGCAGAACGUGAAGCGCGAGCUGCAGGAGCUGGUGCAGUACCCCGUGGAGCACCCCGACAAGUUCCUCAAGUUCGGCAUGCAGCCGUCGCGCGGCGUGCUGUUCUACGGCCCGCCGGGAUGCGGUAAAACGCUUUUGGCCAAAGCUAUCGCUAACGAGUGCCAGGCCAAUUUCAUUUCUGUGAAAGGCCCCGAGUUGCUAACUAUGUGGUUUGGUGAAUCUGAAGCCAACGUGCGAGACAUCUUUGAUAAGGCCCGGUCGGCAUCGCCCUGCGUGUUGUUCUUCGACGAGCUGGACUCCAUCGCGAAGUCGCGCGGCGGCUCCGUGUCGGACGCGGGCGGCGCUGCCGACAGGGUCAUCAACCAGAUCCUCACCGAGAUGGACGGCAUGGGCGCCAAGAAGAAUGUCUUCAUCAUUGGUGCGACAAACCGGCCCGACAUCAUCGACCCGGCGAUCCUGCGGCCGGGGCGCCUGGACCAGCUCAUCUACAUCCCGCUGCCCGACGAGAAGUCCCGCGAGGCCAUCCUGCGCGCCAACCUGCGCAAGUCGCCCAUCGCCAAGGACGUGGACCUCACUUACAUUGCUAAGGUGACGCAAGGCUUCAGCGGCGCCGACCUGACGGAGAUCUGCCAGCGCGCGUGCAAGCUCGCCAUCCGGCAAGCCAUCGAGGCGGAGAUACACCGCGAGCGCGCGCGCCAGCAGCAGCAGCCCUCCGCCGUCAUGGACAUGGACGAGGAGGACCCGGUGCCGGAGAUCAGCCGCGCGCACUUCGAGGAGGCGAUGAAGUUCGCGCGCCGCUCCGUGUCCGACAACGACAUCCGCAAGUACGAGAUGUUCGCGCAGACGCUGCAGCAGAGCCGCGGCUUCGGCACCAACUUCAGAUUCCCAGCAUCAGGAGCGGCGUCAGGCGGCACGGGCACGUCGGGUGGGGACCAACCCACCUUCCAAGAGGAGGGCGGUGACGACGAUCUCUAUAGUUAAGUGCCGCGACUCCCCCCGGCAAGCUAUCUGUGAACGCACCGGACGCUCGCUGCAGUUUUAGAACUGACGUUAUUACAUAAGAAUUAUCUUAUAAAAUUAUACUUAGGAAUAUGUUUUGGGGCCCGUACGUAAAAUACGACGCGUUUUUUGUUUAUCAAAUACGGAUUAUUUUUGUGUAAACUGAAAUCGUAAUUUCGUAUUGAGUCCUCCAUUUUCGAAUAUUUUAAUUCAAUAAUGAUCGAUGUAUACGUAAGUAAGACAUAUUAAAGUGUACUCACAGCCAAGCUGGACAGAAAGGUAAUUAUAGUGGGCGCAAGAUAAGUUUGUGCGUGGCCAAAAUCGGAACUAUUCAAAAGUGCCGCCAUCUUGUCGUCUAUCUCUAUCUAUCUCUUGGCGGGUAAAAGAGAUAACUAACCCUGGCAACAUUAUAACGCCGCCCCUACUUAUCUUGCGCGCACUUUACUUGUUUCAAAGAGCUUCAAUUUAAUUAAUUAUUGAAAUUGAUUUUAAUUAUUUUAUUUUUAAAAUGAGAUAAGUGGCACAAAACUAUCUGAAAACGGCAAUUAUUAGCAGGUCUAAAACUAAAAAUUUAAUGAGCGUAUUUUACGGACUGCCCCUUACGAAUACAUUAUGGGUGUUUAGGAAGAGGUAUCGCAAGCACUGGGCACCGUUUUGAAAUUUAUUUCAUAGACAAUAGAGGGCGGUAGUUUGACUGCAGCCUCGUCUCCAAAUGAAUAUGUAAAUGUAUUUAUUUUAUAAUACAAUCAUAGUUUGAUUUGCUUAUGUUUUGUUGUAUUGUUUGGAAGGUCCCGCUCGGCCGGGUGUACUAUAAUAUAAAGUAAUUGUUACCUGUAAUUGUCAGAUCGUGUGCGCGACAGUCGGUCUGUGCCGACGUUACACAAUACCGCAGUGAUUUUUAUUGAAUAAAAGAUUUUUUAUAGUC
Bicyclus anynana (squinting bush brown) is the source of this 3509-nucleotide messenger RNA. RefSeq names its product transitional endoplasmic reticulum ATPase TER94 (gene TER94). Gene Ontology annotation, molecular function: ATP hydrolysis activity; polyubiquitin modification-dependent protein binding; ATP binding. Bases 149 to 2566 code for a protein of 805 amino acids. The transcript has 15 exons. NCBI's taxonomy places the organism in Eukaryota, Metazoa, Arthropoda, Insecta, Lepidoptera, Nymphalidae. Gene Ontology annotation, cellular component: VCP-NPL4-UFD1 AAA ATPase complex; nucleus; cytosol. Gene Ontology annotation, biological process: retrograde protein transport, ER to cytosol; mitotic spindle disassembly; autophagosome maturation. The record is from RefSeq and is a predicted model, not a curated record.